CCUGUCUCCCUACUACGGAAAAACCCAAUUAAAACCCCAAAGAAUCAAGCUCAGACGCCACUGCUCUCGAUCUAGUCUUCAUCACACUCUCGUAGCUCAUCUCUUUCCUUCUUCUCUCCUCGUCUUGUAGCUGUCGCGCCAAGUGGUACUAGCCAGCUUUGAGGUCUGUUUGUCAUGGGCAACUGCAGCUGCCUGGAGCGGGCGAGGGUGACAGCGUGGGACGACGAAAACGACGACUGGGGCCUGCCGGAGCCGGCCGAGCGCUCCGGUCGGGCGCGAGGAAUGCCGACGACGGAGAACGGCGGCACGCGGGUGAAGAUCAGGAUGACCAAGGGCCAGCUGCGCCGGCUGCUUGAGAGCGCCGGGCGCGGGGAGGCGCCUGAAGAAGACGUCGUCGCGGAGAUCAUGAGCAUGGGCACCGUGCGCGUCGACGUCGUUAAAGUUGCUGAGCGCCGGCCGCCCAAGCUCGAGACGAUACAAGAAGACGACGUGGAUGAGUAGACAAGGCGAGAUCAUCGACAUCAUCUGGAGAUCGACUGAGAGAUGGCGAUCGGCUUGCAUUUGCGUGCACAUAUUUACUUAUCUAUUUGUUUAUUUUGUUUAGCACAUCCUUAUUUGCUUAUUUAUUACUCUGUAGCUUGAGGAAUUUUUGUACGUGAUAGCUAGCAUAUCUGUCGUACUAGGUAGAGUCAGGGGUAUGUAUACAUCGGAAU
This is a messenger RNA of Phragmites australis (common reed), 713 nucleotides long. RefSeq lists its product as uncharacterized. The record is from RefSeq and is a predicted model, not a curated record. The transcript has a single exon. Bases 175 to 501 code for a protein of 108 amino acids. NCBI's taxonomy places the organism in Eukaryota, Viridiplantae, Streptophyta, Magnoliopsida, Poales, Poaceae.